Messenger RNA from Paramuricea clavata, 3008 nucleotides. Lineage: Eukaryota; Metazoa; Cnidaria; Anthozoa; Malacalcyonacea; Plexauridae. The record is from the annotation of a GenBank genome assembly.
AUGACAUCUUCACCUUCUUUGAUUAAGUCAAGCAGUGUCCUUAGUAACUGUAUUAGCGACCACCUCACAGUUUAUGCUAUUGUUAGAAUGAAAGUUCCUAAACCACAACAAUCCUUUAAAACGAUCGUAGCUUCUCGUAAGCUAGUUAGGUCUGCAUUAAGACAAGCUGAAAAGGAUUACUAUAUGACGGAAACAUUAAAGAAUAAGAAUAACUCUGGUUCUUUAUGGAAAAUUAUUAACAAUUGUAUCCCUUCAAAGGAUAGAAACACGCUUACUUACGCAAAGGAUACAUCAUUGAUGGCAGAUGAAUUCAACCAUUAUUUUACUUCCGUAGGCUCGUCUACCGCCCUUGCAGCUGAGAAAAUUGCUAAUGAACAUAAUCUUCAAUUGACCGACCCCCUAACAUGUACCACGAUUUACCCAGUAGAUGAUCAAUUUCACUUUGACCAUGUUUCUGUUACGGAAGUUCAACGUAUUGUAUCGGACAUGCCAUUAAACAAAUCACCCGGUAUCGAUUACAUUCCAACACGUGUACUUAAAGAUUAUUUAUCUAUCAUCUUACCGUCAUUAACUAACAUCAUCAAUAGUUCGUUAAUGUCCGCUACCUUUCCAACGAAUUGGAAAACGUCAAUGUUGAUCAAGGUGAUCAUGAGAUCCCAUGUAAUAAUCGCCCGCUGUCACUUCUUGUAAUAGUUUCAAAAAUUUGUGAAAGGAUUGUUCUAAAACAGUUCAACAGUUACUUAUUUUCUAAGCAAAGGCUCACAUCUCACCAGAGCGGCAACAAGAAAUGCCAUUCAACCGAGACACUCAAUGUCGCAGUAACUGACGAAAUAUUGGCAGCAAUGGAUAAAAAAAAACGUUGUCGGCAAUGGUUUUAUUAGAUCUGUCGAAGGCCUUCGACAGCAUUGAUCACAAAAUCCUUCUACAUAAGUUGGCCAAUGUUGGCGCUUCACCAACAGAGGUGAAAUGGUUCGUAAGCUAUUUAUCGGGGAGAAGUCAGGUGGUGCGGAUUGGUUCUACUAUUUCGUCACAACUUCCAGUUACACAUGGAGUCCCACACGAAGCGUCCUUUCCCCCUUGUUCUUUUGUAUAUACUGAUAUAGAUGAUUUUCCAUCAAUCACCCCGACGUGUCAACUUGAAUCUUGUGUCGAUGAUUCGAAAUUACUCCUUUCCUUUUUAAUUCGAGACGCAAAUAUAGCUCUUGGAAAGAUGAGACAAAACCUACUUGACGUUGCACGUUGGUGCUGCGAACAUAUUAAACUUCUAAUCAAUCCUGGUAAAACCAAAUUUUUAAUAAUUGGAACAAGACAAUUACAACGUAGUGUAGCAAUUGAGCCAACCAUCUCCUUCUCGGUGAGGACCUUAUUGCCUUAGCUUCUGCUAGUGACCUUGGCGUAAUUCCUUGAUUCCGCAUAUUAUGAUGGACAUACAACUAAGUAUCAAGUUGUAUCAACAUGUAUGUCGAAGUUAUGUCCAAUUUACCGACUAAAGGAUUGUUUUAAUAAAGACACCUUAAAGUUAAUUAUAGAGUCAUUGGUUUUAAGUAAAUUAUUUUACUGCUCGACGGUAUGGGCCAAUAUAUCUGAUUCAAACAUCAAAAAAUUGCAAUUGGUACAAAACUUUUCAGUAAGAAUAAUAACAGGUGCAUUGCAAGAACUGGGAUGGCUUCCUGUAAAAGAUCAUUUACGUUAUAGAGACUGAUUAAUAAUGUUCAAAUGUCUUAAUGACAUGGCACCAGGAUAUCUCAAAAUUCUCCACCCGUUCCAGUAUUCACGAUCGUGAAAUUCACGUAAAGGCCCAUCUACACGAUACGACUGGUCGUAUACGAUUCUUAUCCUGGCGUAUGUACUCGAAUAAAUGCGUGUAAAAAUGUCAAAUUUUAAACCUCGCCAUAAACUGAUGAACAGGAAUAGUGGCGUCAGUGUGUACGACUAGUCGUGUCGUGUAGAUGGGCCUUAACAUGAAAGAUUUAGACGUACCUAUUUUCAAGACAAACUCUGGACAUGCAGAGGACAUUCAAAUUCCGUGCAACAAAGUUAUGGAACGACUCAGAUUGUAAAUGUAAAGACAUCAGUAGUUUAUCACUUUUAAGAAACAAUUGAAACAGAAUAUGCUUAGACUUAGAUCAGAAAGCAGAGACGGUAGCUCGUGCGUUUAUUGACAACGUAGUGUCUCGACAUGGCGUUCCUGUGAAACUCCUCACUGACCAAUGUAGAAACUUUGAGUCGGAGCCCAUGAAAGAAGUAUUCAAGCUGUUGGGCGUUCACAAGUUGCGGACAUCACCAUAUCACCCACAGACUGACGGCCAAGUGGAGCGGUUCAACCGUACACUGAAAGCAAUAAUCUCGUCUUACGUAAAUGGUCAUCACAACGACUGGGAUUUACAUUUACCCUUGGCUUUAUUCGCAUAUCGAACAAGUGUCCAUUCCUCGACACGCGUAUCUCCAUUUAAAGCAGUUUAUGGGAGAGAUGCUACUACGCCACUCGUGUUACUGGGCAGCACGGAGAAGCCCAAGACCCGGUUGAUUGCCGACUACUGUGCUGAACUUGAGUUUACGCUGAAAAAGGUCCACGCGACGGUUGCUGAGGAAAUCAAGAAAGCACAGACCCAGCAAAAGCAAAAUUAUGAUGCACGUAACACUGCUCAUCAGACAGAAAUUCUGAGACCCGGAGACAUUGUAUGGUUACAUAACACUGUCAUACCGAAAGACGCAGUAGAAAGUUCCACAAACCGUGGAUUGGUCCGUACGUCAUACUCCGUUGUCAAGGACGUUUAAACUAUGUGAUUCGUCCAAAAUCGGGAAAAGGAAGGAGCUCGUGUGUGUACCGCAAUCGACUCAAGCUGGUACAGAAUCAGACGGAUGACAUUAACGAGCAAGACAUGCCAUCUCCAUUGUCGACCAAGAGCGAGAAAAACCAAGAGCAGAGAGUUGCUGAAUCACCGAUAGUUCACAAGGAAGUUGAGGCAACGAACAUGGUACCUCUAAGGAGAUGGCAGAUAAGAUAA